Heterotrigona itama is the source of this 1662-nucleotide messenger RNA. NCBI's taxonomy places the organism in Eukaryota, Metazoa, Arthropoda, Insecta, Hymenoptera, Apidae. The record is from the annotation of a GenBank genome assembly.
AUGUUUCACAUAAGAAGAUUAACAAGAUCGUCGAUCGCUUUGAAGCAAGCACCGACCAACGAUAUUAUUCAUAACACGCUGAUACGCGUCGUGCCGGCGUUUCAAACGCGCGGUUAUGCCGAUCAUCAGAUACCCGAUCGGCUAAAAGACAUCCCUGACGAUCCAGAUCCAAACUUCUUCGACAUGGUCGAGUAUUUUUUUCACCGCGCUUGUCAGAUCGUCGAGGACAAGUUGGUCGAGGACAUCGGCAAGCGUUCCAGAAUGAGCGUGGAAGAACGAAAGAAAAAGGUGAAGGGUAUCUUGAUGCUAAUGGAACAAUGUGAUCACAUCCUCGAAACUUCCUUCCCUCUGAGACGCGACUCAGGCGACUAUGAAAUGAUCACCGGUUAUCGCGCGCAACAUUCAACUCAUAGAACACCUUGCAAAGGAGGUAUUCGUUUCUCGAUGGACGUCUCGCGGGAUGAGGUGAAAGCUUUAUCGGCAUUAAUGACUUUCAAGUGUGCCUGCGUAGAUGUUCCUUUCGGUGGAGCUAAAGCCGGUAUUAAAAUUAAUCCUAAAUUGUAUUCGGAACAUGAGCUCGAAAAGAUCACAAGAAGAUUCACGUUAGAGCUGGCAAAGAAGGGAUUUAUUGGACCCGGUAUCGAUGUCCCUGCUCCCGACAUGGGAACUGGAGAACGCGAAAUGUCUUGGAUCGCGGAUACAUACGCCAAGACAAUAGGUCAUUUGGACAUCAACGCUCACGCCUGUGUAACUGGGAAACCAAUUAAUCAAGGUGGAAUACACGGACGUAUUUCUGCUACAGGGCGUGGUUUAUUCCACGGAAUAGAAAAUUUUAUCAAUGAAGCUAAUUACAUGAGCAUGAUCGGUACCACACCUGGCUGGGGAGGAAAAACAUUCAUUGUUCAGGGUUUUGGUAACGUCGGUUUACAUUCGAUGCGUUACUUAACGCGUGCCGGUGCUACUUGCAUAGGAGUAAUCGAACACGAUGGUUCUAUCUUCAAUUCCGAAGGUAUUGACCCCAAGCAAUUGGAAGAUUAUCGUAUAGAGAAUGGUACUAUCGUGGGCUUCCCUGGUGCUAAACCGUACGAAGGUGAAAAUCUUAUGUACGAACCUUGUGAUAUAUUUAUACCCGCAGCAAUCGAGAAAGUUAUCACGAAAGCCAAUGCUGGUCUUAUCAAGGCAAAAAUCAUAGCUGAAGCUGCCAAUGGACCGACUACUCCAGCCGCUGAUAAAAUUUUAAUUGAGCGAAAUGUUUUGGUUAUACCAGAUUUAUAUAUGAAUGCCGGUGGUGUUACCGUUUCAUUCUUUGAAUGGUUAAAGAAUUUGAAUCACGUGUCUUAUGGUCGUCUAACUUUCAAAUACGAAAGGGAAUCAAAUUAUCAUUUGUUAGAAUCUGUACAAGAAUCGUUAGAACGCAGAUUUGGCCGUGUAGGCGGUCGAAUUCCUGUUACACCUUCCGAAGCAUUCCAAAAACGCAUCUCUGGUGCUUCUGAAAAAGACAUUGUCCAUUCUGGUUUAGACUACACUAUGGAAAGAUCCGCAAGGGCUAUUAUGAAGACAGCCAUGAAGUUCAAUCUUGGCUUGGACUUGAGGACAGCUGCUUAUAUUAAUUCGAUCGAGAAAAUAUUUGCCACUUAUUCCGAAGCUGGUCUUGCGUUUUAA